ACUUCAGAAAGUGAAAGUGACUAAGUAUGUAUCUGAGAACGCCACUGAAGUGUAACGCUGCGUGUAGUAUUUGCAGUGAAUCUGCCGUGCAGUGGAACUUCAGAUUGUGUCAAAGGGGCCUGCAGGCAUCGUGUGGAGGAGAAGUUUACUGACACCAGGGUUGGAGCUGGAGUCACUCGACAGGGAACAACUGUGACACGAUCAGAGGAUGACAUCACAGUAUGCAUCACCUCACGAUCACUAAUGGAGCAAAGGUACAGAAUCAACAUACAAGCACCAUCUGUGACAGAGAAUCGCCAUCUCCAGUAUCUACUAUGAUGUAACUAUGAUGUACUGUGUGACCCGCAAAGCUGUCAGACACAAGAAUUAAAAGUGAUUCCAGAGUUGAUUCCCGCGUCCCCUGUAGUUGUCUUGUCCUUCAGACAAGCUGGGACGUGAAUACUCGUCUUUUUGUUGCUGUGUGCUAUUUCAUCGGUGACCUGCCAUCCAUCAGCUUUAGCCAGUGACUCCUCUCAAGCAACCAUCCGGAGAUUAAGGUUAUCGACCACAUAUAAAGUGAAUCCAAUUUGAACGAUUGUUGUAUAACCUGCUCAUCUGUCAAACACAAGAAUUGAAAAGUGAUUCUGGAGUUGAUCCUCGUGUCCUUUUUUUUUUUUGAAGCAGGAGCUGAUGUGCAACUUUCAGACACGACUUGAUUUACGAUUCCGAUUUUUUGCCCAUAGUGUGUAAUGCGGUGUGUGAGAUUGUGUGUGCAAUGUAUUGGCACCCAUCACCUUGUGCCCUGGAAUUGGCUCCAGGCUCCCCAUGACGCCACACAGGAUAAGUGGUAUAGACAAUGCAGGGCUGUUUUAUGUAAACAGUAAAAUUGGAUCGUUUAUGUAAACAGAACACCUGGAUAAUUAUAGAUUUUAUGGGCCAAAAAACUUAUGUCUAAUCAGAGGUGUUUGUGUGCAUGUGCGUGUGUGUGUGUGUGUCUAUUCAGGCCCUGCGAAAGACAGGGGGCAGUGUGUAUCUGAUGUGAAACGUUUUUAUUUUGUGAGCCUGUCAUUUUAGGUCUGUGUGAGAAACACAUGAGAGCUACAGUUCGCCUCCAUCUGAACGCUUCAGGUUGCCGAAGAAUGAUGUGCAUUUCCAUUAGCUACUAAGCAGGCGGAGGUGAACUCAAACAGCUCAAGGUCCAGUAUCAGAUUUGCCUGAUGACAUCAGGUAGGGCGUGACGGUAAGCUGAUUGACUUCUGGGGAAGCGGCUGUGUGAAGAAAUCUACUACCAGAAGCUACCGAAAGCCAGUGGAGGAAGCACAACCGCCAGAAAACUCAUGAGAAGGUCCGGGACAGAGGAGGGGUAUUUGAGAUGAUGUUUUACACAUCUAAAUAUCAACAGCUUUGCCUGGUAGCCACAUGUUGGCUCGGAGGAAUCUUCUCUUGCUUGUUAUUUUUUCAGUAUUCCUCAACAAGAUGUGCACCUGAAAUUCCUCCUUUUAAGACUGACUUUAUCAAGGAUCUGAAUGUCUCUAAACCUGUUUCUGCGGCACAAGUUCAGCCGGAGCAGCCUCCUGAGCCUCCCGAAAAGCCCAUUCUGCUGCUGUGGUUCUUGCCUGAAAACUACAAGUGGGACUAUGGUGACUGUAAAAAAAUAUACAACAUCGACGGCUGCCAUUUAACCGAUGACAGAAACCUUUACAACGAAGCGGAUGCAGUCCUAAUUUUCCACAAAGCCAUCAGCUGGGAUUUGUCGAACCUUCCACCAUCUCCUCGUCCCCCUUUUCAAAGAUGGAUCUGGCUCCAUGUAGAAUCACCGACCAACACGCCAAAGGUACCAGGUAUCGAGAACCUCUUUAACCUCACGUUAAGCUACAGGCGUGAUGCUGACAUUUCUGUGAGGUAUCCACUCACGGUCAGCAAAAAGCCAAAUGACAUUGUAAUCCCAAAGAAAGACAAACUCCUCUGCUGGUUCGUGUCCAACAUGGCAACGCAUACAGGAAUAGGGACCAGAAUGAAAUACUACAACGAGUUAAAGAAGUACAUCACUGUGACUAUUUUUGGACGCAUGACUGGGUCACGCUUGAGAGAUGAAGACUACUUCCCAGUUAUGGCUAGCUGUAAGUUCUAUCUCGCUUUUGAGAAUUCUGUCCACAAGGAUUACAUCACGGAAAAAUUAAACGGUCCUCUCGCAGCUGGGACCGUCCCUGUCGUCCUCGGGCCACCGAGACAAAAUUAUGAAGACUUUUCUCCGGGUAGUUCCUUCAUUCAUAUUGAUGACUUUCCUAAUGCUGAAGCACUGGCUAAUCAUCUGCUUGCGCUAGACAAAGAUGAUGAAGCCUACAGACACUACUUUGAUUGGAGAAAACAUGUGUCCGCAACUCCGCAACUUACCGUUUGGAAUCAAGAGUUUGUCAUAUAUAUCUGUCAUGCAUGUGAAUAUAUUAGUAGGCACAAAGAGUAUAAAGUUGCACAUGACAUCUACAAGUGGUAUUUUUCAUAGAGAAAAACUUGAACAUUUGAUAUCAUUAUAAACCUUUAGCACUGUUCCUUGAUUCCUUUGUAUAUCGGCAAUGAUUCCUGAAUACAACAUUAAUAACAUGCUUUAUUCUGAUAACUUAAAGUGUCAUAGAACAUGCUGUCAUUUUAACAACGUACCUGUCAUCUCUGCAAUCAUUUGGUUAAGUGAAUGUAAAAUAUUCUUUAUUAUCCACACUGUUUUCUUGUUUACAAUUAAUUUAUGAAGUAUUGCUUUUGCAACAUAAUUUGAAAACAUAACAUUUGUGAAAAAAAAAAGUAUGACAGUUGCUUUAUCAUACAUGUAGCUACAGGUUUUAAAA
This is a messenger RNA of Clarias gariepinus (North African catfish), 2819 nucleotides long. Its product is annotated as 4-galactosyl-N-acetylglucosaminide 3-alpha-L-fucosyltransferase 9-like. Lineage: Eukaryota; Metazoa; Chordata; Actinopteri; Siluriformes; Clariidae. The coding region runs from base 1352 to 2482 and encodes 376 amino acids. Gene Ontology annotation, cellular component: membrane. Gene Ontology annotation, molecular function: alpha-(1->3)-fucosyltransferase activity. The transcript is spliced from 4 exons. The record is from RefSeq and is a predicted model, not a curated record.